UUGAGGAAUACAGGUCAAAAAAGAUUUUUGAUAUUCCAAAUGAAAAUGAAUUGUCUGAUUUAUCUGAACAACUUAUGGGAUCACAGAUGAUUAAGCCAGAAUUAAAGGUUAACUGCACUUCAGAAGGAAAGAAGCUUUUGUUUUAUCAGUAUUUGCAGCAGGACCAAGACACAUGGCCAACAGAACAAGAAGAAGAAGAAAUGGUUAAACAGUAUAAAAACACAGCACAGAAAUGUAGUGAAAUAAAAGAGAAGAUAAUGGAAGAAAGGUUACAGAUUGAUGAAUUGUUAGAGUUAGCAGAAGGAGGUCACAAUCUUUUACUGAAGAACAUUGAAGAUCUUGAGAAUAAAAUAUCAGAAGAUGGAGAAAAGCUGACACGGGCAGAACAGAUAAAGAAACAAUAUGAAGAAAAAAUGAAAGCUAUCGGUGGGACUUGUUCUCUUGAUGGUACUCUAGAAGAAGUAAAAAUUAAAAAGAGAGAGCAAAUAGACAAAUUAGAUAAGGAAAUUCAAAAUGGAAGAAAAACACAAGAGGCUAUGGUAAAACAAAUACAGAAUUAUAGAGAUUUAGUACAAACAGUUUCAAGGAGAAUGAAGAAUGAAAAAGACGGGAAGCUUAAUAUCCAGAAGGAACAACAAGUCAAGAAUUUCCUUGCAAAAGAGGAUUUAGCUAAUUUAAAAAAACUGCUACAAGAAAUGCAAAGACUUGGUGGAAUUGAAGAGUGUCCAGCAGAUAACAAUCAAAUCAAAAUAAAAUUUGUAAACACUUCCCAGACAGAAGCUACACUAUACCUUACAAUGACGCUGAGACAGGAUGAGUAUGGCCAUGUCAAACUUAGUUAUGCUGAUGUGAAUAUAGAAACAUUACAUUGUACAGACUUGAUAGAGGAAGCAGUGAGGACUAAUGAUGUAAGAUCACUGAUCACACAGCUGAGAGAAAGAUGGAACAUGUAUUAUCCUAUCAUGACAGAAAUUGACAAAGUUUCUGAAAGUCAUGCUGUUGAUUGGAUACAAGAUGAAGGCCUUGUAAGAGUGUUAGUUGGUAAAGGAGGCACCAUAAUGUUUACACUGAAGAUGCCCCCUGGUUACCCAUUUAAAGGGGAGAUAACUGCAACCAAUACCAGUGGACUACCAGCAAAUGUAUACAUAGAGGAUUGUAAGCCACUAUCAGAUAUACAGACAUUACAAGAAUGGGUGGAUUUCUUGGAAGGAAAAUUUGGAAAGCCUUAAAACUUUAGCUUACAGAAUUGUUUUUAGAUUAUUAUCAAUACAUGUUCAAAACAAAA
This is a messenger RNA of Mytilus californianus (California mussel), 1285 nucleotides long. Its product is annotated as cingulin-like. The transcript has 10 exons. NCBI's taxonomy places the organism in Eukaryota, Metazoa, Mollusca, Bivalvia, Mytilida, Mytilidae. The record is from RefSeq and is a predicted model, not a curated record. The coding region runs from base 75 to 1229 and encodes 384 amino acids.